AACUUACAAAUAUAUUGCUGAAAGCUCAACGGACUCUGAAACCUUCUUUGCAUCAACAAUGGCGAACUUCUUUUCUUCUCGCGAUUCAUGUCCUGCGGUUAAGAACAUCCUUCUUCUAGAUUCUGAAGGGAAGCGUGUAGUGGUGAAGUAUUACUCAGAUGAAUGGCCAACAAACAGUGCAAAGUUAGCAUUUGAAAAAUCUCUUUUCACAAAAACUCUGAAAUCAAAUGCUCGUGUAGAAGCAGAAAUCACUAUGUUUGAUGACAACAUUGUUAUCUAUAAGUUUGUCCAGGACCUGCACUUCUAUGUUACUGGGGGUGACGAAGAUAAUGAACUCAUAUUGGCUUCAGUCCUCCAGGGAUUCUUUGAUGCGGUUGCUCUUCUCUUGAGGAAUACUGUUGACAAAAGGGAGGCACUUGAGAACUUGGAUCUCAUCUAUUUAUGCCUUGAUGAGAUUGUUGAUCAAGGGAUGAUACUUGAAACAGAUACCAGUGUUAUUGCAGGAAAGGUAGCGAUCCAAAGCCUGGAUGCUGGGGCACCGUUGUCCGAGCAGACUAUAAGCCAAGCAUUGGCUACAGCACGAGAACACUUGGCAAGAACCCUCCUAAAAUGAUUUAGAAUGAAGCAACAAUCCAUCU
Rubroshorea leprosula is the source of this 638-nucleotide messenger RNA. The record is from the annotation of a GenBank genome assembly. Lineage: Eukaryota; Viridiplantae; Streptophyta; Magnoliopsida; Malvales; Dipterocarpaceae.